This is a messenger RNA of Pistacia vera, 1131 nucleotides long. RefSeq lists its product as uncharacterized. The transcript has a single exon. The record is from RefSeq and is a predicted model, not a curated record. Bases 1 to 1131 code for a protein of 376 amino acids. Gene Ontology annotation, biological process: photosystem I assembly; response to photooxidative stress. NCBI's taxonomy places the organism in Eukaryota, Viridiplantae, Streptophyta, Magnoliopsida, Sapindales, Anacardiaceae. Gene Ontology annotation, cellular component: chloroplast thylakoid membrane.
AUGGCACCUCCAGCAUCAGCGGUUGUGCUUCCUGUAGUGAGCAAAAUUACCCGAGAACCAGAUGAAUUCGUCGAUGAUCUUCAUGAGUUGAACUUCUUGGCCUUUGGUGAUGAGCCUGAUACCCUGGUCAAGAAGGAGAGUCCCCAGAAUGAGAAGCAGAUAUCAGUGGAUCCUAUAUCGUUGUCUCUGAGGGAACCAAGCUUUAACUUCAUGUUGCCUCCUGUUCUUACAUCUCCUAGAGACACAACUGUGCCUCUUCCAGCAGUUCCACCAGUUCUACCUCCUGCAAAAACCAAGUUCAUAAGCUGCAGCCUCCCGAGCUCUGCGACAUCAUCUCCUCGAUUUGGCUCUAUUCUGUCAAUGAAGAAAUGGAAGAUUAAUGAAAAUCAACCUUCUCCCAAACAAGUUGAUAAUCUGGUCCGGCAGCGAUCCUUGGCACAUUCACGUCUCUCGUUGGUAAAGGAUGCCAUGCUAGUAAAGAGCAAGUCUUGCGGCGAAGGAAGAGCCUCUGCACCAUCAGAUGAGCUUGAACUUUGCUUCAGCAAACCUAAAGCUCCUGAAUACAACAAAAUUUCUCAUACCAACUUCUCCAAAGCUGAGACUAACAGAGAUGUUUACAAGAAUGUUAACAAUGUUGAUCCUUGCGAUGAGAACUUCAAAUGCGGCGCCCUUUGCAUGUUCCUCCCUGGCUUUGGUAAAGCAAAGCCAGAGAGAGCAAGAAAGGAAGAGGCUAUGGAGAAUGUGAUUUCCAGGACAGUUUCUUUAGAGAAGUUUGAAUGUGGAUCCUGGGCAUCAUCUGCCAUAGUUCAUGAUCACGAUGAAGAUGGAGACUCGAUGAAUCAUCUAUACUUCGACUUGCCACUGGAGUUGAUAAGAAACAAUUCGAAUGAUGCUCAUUGUCCAAUCAAUGCAGCCUUCGUCUUCGACAAGGACUUAAAGGGUGUGCUAAAAAAUGGUUCAACUUCAGGAAGAACAAGUGCCCGAAAAUCCCACGAAUCCUCCCGCCAUGUUCGGUUUUCUGUAUCAUCACCUACCCCAUCAUACUCUUCGUCUCCAGCUUCAUGCAUUACCCCUCGGCUGCGCAAGGCUAGGGAGGACUUCAAUGCAUUCUUGGAAGCUCAAAGUGCUUGA